Molecule: messenger RNA, 1427 nt
Organism: Schistocerca americana (American grasshopper)
Lineage: Eukaryota; Metazoa; Arthropoda; Insecta; Orthoptera; Acrididae
Product: homeobox protein SIX6-like
Exons: 5
Coding region: 1-1056 (351 amino acids)
Biological process (GO): regulation of transcription by RNA polymerase II
Cellular component (GO): transcription regulator complex; nucleus
Molecular function (GO): DNA-binding transcription factor activity, RNA polymerase II-specific; RNA polymerase II cis-regulatory region sequence-specific DNA binding
Source: RefSeq, a predicted model, not a curated record
AUGACGUCAACUCGCCGCCGUGACAUCUCACCAAUAGCGCGCGGCGGGAGCCCCAGCUGCCACGCCUACCGGCCAAUAAGGGGCCGCGGCGUCUCGUCGAGGAGGGGUUGGGAGGGGUGCGCGGGGCGCCGGCGCCGCCGUGGUCCGCGCGCCAGUCUGCAGCCAGCCUGCGUGGGUGCUGCGCGCCUGCGUGUCGCCGUGAGAGCAGAGCAGCUUCCCGCGCCGCGCCGUGCCGAGACGGACUUGCGAUGCGCCAUGGAGCAGCAGGUGUCCCCUGCGGCUGCUGAGGAGCAGGCGGCGGCGGCGGACGCCCCGCAGCCCAGGCCGCUCAGCUUCUCCGCCGAGCAGGUCGCCUGCGUCUGCGAGGCCCUCCUCCAGGCGGGCGACAUCGCGCGGCUGGAGCGCUUCCUGCGGCUGCUGUCGCCGGCGGGGCUGAUCCGCGGCCACGAGUCGGUGCUGCGCGCGCGCGCCGCCGUCGCCUUCCAGCGCGGCCACUACCACGAGCUGUACGCCAUCCUCGAGUCGCAGCCGUUCAGCGCGCGCCACCACGCGCACCUGCAGCAGCUGUGGUUCGCCGCGCACUACCGCGAGGCGGAGCGCGUGCGCGGCCGGCCGCUCGGCGCCGUCGACAAGUACCGCCUACGCAAGAAGUACCAGCUGCCCAGGACCAUCUGGGAUGGCGAGGAGACCGUCUACUGCUUCAAGGAGCGGUCGCGGAACGCGCUCAAGGAGUGCUACAACCGCAACCGGUACCCCACGCCCGACGAGAAGAAGGGCCUGUCCAAGAAGACGGGCCUGACGCUCACCCAGGUGUCCAACUGGUUCAAGAACCGGCGCCAGCGCGACAGGCCCGUCCACACCCGGAGUGGCAGCACGAGUAGCACUGGGAGCAAUGGAACAGCUGCAGAUGUCAGCCUUUUGUGGGGCAGUACUACUCCGACCCUGUGCUAUGCCACUCAUGGGGUUCCAGGAACUGGUGGAGUGAAGAGUGAACCUGAUGCGUAUAUUCAGGCUGCUUACAGCGCUGGAUACGAUGCUGUUCUGUCACCUCAAUGAGAUGACAAUGCUCAUUUGAGCAGCUUCACAGAUAUCUUAUUAAUCUCUGUCCAUAAAAAAAAACUAGUGUGAUAUUUGUAUUUAAACCUUCUAUUGUAAUCUCUCCAAAAAGUGUUACAAAAUUUGUUAAAAAUAUUACCUAUUUGUACUCACCACAGUAGCUAUACUACCCCCUGAAUCCAUUAAGGGCCUGGUGAAAAAAAAAAAAAAAUAUAACUUCAUAAAUUCAAUCGAAAGCUCCAGCUGUAUGGACUGACUAAGUCAAUGGAAAGGGAAUUUCAUCUAUCAAAGUAAUGAUGUACAAAGGUCCAAGUAUUAGAUGGUGUUGUAAAUAUGAAUGUAACUUAGAAAUACUUCAAGAAAAUCACAGC